Teleopsis dalmanni is the source of this 1122-nucleotide messenger RNA. Its product is annotated as leucine-rich repeat extensin-like protein 1. NCBI's taxonomy places the organism in Eukaryota, Metazoa, Arthropoda, Insecta, Diptera, Diopsidae. The transcript has 3 exons. The coding region runs from base 85 to 891 and encodes 268 amino acids. The record is from RefSeq and is a predicted model, not a curated record.
UAUAAACGAAUAUUAACGCGUUUAUAUUUUGCUAUUAUUUAAAUAGAAUAGUGUAGAGAUAUUGAAAAAAAUCUGAUACGUGUUAUGUUGUCCUCGGCGACGGCACAUUUACCAGCGGGUGUCACCGUAACGGAAUCUGUGUCUUCUUUCAACUUAUUUAAUAGACAAGUGAAAUAUGUAUCGAAAUUUUAUAAACUUAAUAACCUCGAUAUAGUUGAAACAUUGACUGUGUUUGAAUCUGAUGCUGAUGGUGAAUUUCGCGUGGUUUAUCAUGGAGAAGUGAUUUCAUUUCCAGAUAUACAAUCGGCUGUAAGAGCGGAAAAUUUAUACCGUUUGCAAUGUAAUAACAACUAUACUUAUCAACGCAUCUUAAGAUAUUCAAAUGAGCCAUCACCUUCACCGCAGUUUGCAGCCCCUUCUCCACAUGCACAUGCCCUUUUGCAGCCGCAACUAGCAUAUGCAACACCGCCUCCGGCUAUUCGAAUACCAGCGCAGACACCAACCAUCUUUGUGCCAUCAUCACCGGCUCUGUAUCCACAAUCACCGUUUUUAUACACAUUACCAACACAAACUGCUGUUGCACCGACAAUGCUAGCUUCACCAUUAACACCAACUACACCGUGUCAUAUUCAAGGUUCUCGGGGUCCAAGAUUAAUUUAUCCCAACUGCAUGGCUCCGUAUCAGCACACGUAUUCACCUGUUCUAGCGCCAUUCAUGCCCGCACCAGUGUUUGCAACUACAGCGUAUCCGAUGCGAAGUUCAAGGCGAAAUAAUGGGCGCCGUAUGGAAUCGAAUUCCCAUGCAUAUUCCAUGAUUGUGCCAUCGAACAUGUAUCACAUUGACUACCCAGUACCACAGAUUCAUCCUUCAGUACCGUUACCUUUGCCUUAGGACAACAAAUGAUUUGCAAGUUUUUUUACAAAACUUUUUGAGUCUUGAAAAAUUUUGGUUUGAUGAAAUUUUUGUAAUUUGAAUAAUGACGAGACAAAUUUUUAUGUUAAAGUUUUAAAGAAUUUCGAUACUGAUUAAGUCAAGGCAUUGAAAAUUUAAUUCAUCGGGACCAUCUUUUAUAUGUGUUUUUUACGGAGGCAACUUAAGGAGGCGAAAUUUUAAAAUGAGUAA